CGUGGGACCGCCCCCUCGUCGCCGGGGGUGGGGUUACGUGUAGGUGACGUGGCCGCUUCUAGUCUGGUAGGGUUUCGGCGGCUUCAGUUCCCGUGGAUUAAGCAGUGACGGCCGGCGAGAUUGGUAGUGGCGGCGGCGGCAGGCGGCAGAGGGGAGUCCGAGGUUAUGCGUCUCAAUGAUCCCGCGGAAACGCUACGGGUCUAAGAACACGGAUCAGGGUGUCUACCUGGGUCUCUCAAAGACACAGGUCCUGUCCCCUGCACCUGCUGGCAGUAGCAGCAGCGACAUCGCCCCUCUACCCCCCCCAGUGACCCUCGUCCCUCCCCCUCCCGACACCAUGUCCUGCCGGGAUCGGACCCAGGAGUUUCUGUCUGCCUGCAAGUCGCUGCAGACCCGUCAGAAUGGAAUCCAGACAAAUAAGCCAGCUUUGCGUGCUGUCCGACAACGCAGUGAAUUCACCCUCAUGGCCAAGCGCAUUGGGAAAGACCUUAGCAACACAUUUGCCAAGCUGGAGAAGCUGACAAUCUUGGCAAAGCGCAAGUCCCUCUUUGAUGACAAAGCAGUGGAAAUUGAAGAACUAACAUAUAUCAUCAAACAGGACAUCAGUAGCCUCAACAAACAAAUUGCUCAGCUCCAGGAUUUCGUGAGGGCCAAGGGCAGCCAGAGUGGCCGGCACCUGCAGACCCACUCCAACACCAUUGUGGUCUCCUUGCAGUCGAAACUGGCUUCUAUGUCCAAUGACUUCAAAUCGGUUUUAGAAGUGAGGACAGAGAACCUGAAGCAGCAGAGGAGCCGGAGAGAGCAGUUCUCCCGGGCACCUGUGUCAGCCCUGCCCCUUGCCCCUAACCACCUGGGGGGUGGUGCUGUGGUUUUGGGGGCAGAGUCCCAUGCCUCCAAGGAUGUCGCCAUUGACAUGAUGGACUCUCGGACCAGCCAGCAGCUGCAGCUCAUUGACGAGCAGGAUUCCUACAUCCAGAGCCGGGCAGACACCAUGCAGAACAUUGAGUCAACAAUUGUUGAGCUGGGCUCCAUCUUUCAGCAGUUGGCACACAUGGUUAAGGAACAGGAGGAAACCAUUCAGAGGAUCGACGAGAACGUGCUAGGAGCCCAGCUGGAUGUUGAGGCCGCCCAUUCAGAGAUCCUCAAGUACUUCCAGUCAGUCACCUCCAACCGGUGGCUCAUGGUCAAAAUCUUCCUCAUCCUCAUUGUCUUCUUCAUCAUCUUUGUGGUCUUCCUUGCUUGAACCCUCUCCACUCUGAGGCACUCCGUUGGGGUUUGGGACCCUCCUGGGAAGGCAAGUGGCCAGUGCUGCCACUGAGCCUGUGCAGGGUGCUUGGGAGAAAGGCCCUGUUUCCCUGGAACUGCAAAGAAUGGCCACUGCCCCGAUCCCCCACCCCUUGCCUCUGGCCACCCUGUCCUCCCCCCACCACCCUCAGGCCUAUGAAACACACAGGGUUCUAGAUUUGGACUCUGCUGUGAAGUGACUGGAAGGGAGCAGAGGCCAGCUGGGGGCCAAUGGGGUAGGUUGUCUCCACUAGGAGACUUUUAUAAACCCUCUCUAGCCUCUCCCAAAGGAAACGUUGGCAGCAAAGGGAGAUGAUGCCCUUCCCCACCUUCCUGUGAGUGAAGAGAGGAAGCAGCCCCAGGGACCAGUUUUCCCAAUUGACCUCUUUCUUCCUCUUUCACCAUGUGAGGCAGGGAGCCCUGAGCCCUUCAGCUGCCUGCACAACCCCUGACAUUGGCUGCUGGUGACUCUCAAUCUGCCAAAUGUGCUGCAGCCCGUUUUCUCCCAAUUACAGCAAGACUGUCAGCCUCA
This is a messenger RNA of Piliocolobus tephrosceles (Ugandan red Colobus), 1816 nucleotides long. It is a transcript of the gene STX5, whose product is annotated as syntaxin 5. Gene Ontology annotation, biological process: intracellular protein transport; vesicle fusion; endoplasmic reticulum to Golgi vesicle-mediated transport. The coding region runs from base 176 to 1243 and encodes 355 amino acids. Gene Ontology annotation, molecular function: SNARE binding; SNAP receptor activity. The transcript is spliced from 11 exons. Gene Ontology annotation, cellular component: Golgi membrane; SNARE complex; endomembrane system. NCBI's taxonomy places the organism in Eukaryota, Metazoa, Chordata, Mammalia, Primates, Cercopithecidae. The record is from RefSeq and is a predicted model, not a curated record.